Molecule: messenger RNA, 572 nt
Organism: Antrostomus carolinensis (chuck-will's-widow)
Lineage: Eukaryota; Metazoa; Chordata; Aves; Caprimulgiformes; Caprimulgidae
Product: hexokinase-1-like
Exons: 3
Biological process (GO): carbohydrate phosphorylation; glycolytic process; glucose metabolic process
Cellular component (GO): mitochondrion; cytosol
Molecular function (GO): glucokinase activity; mannokinase activity; fructokinase activity
Source: RefSeq, a predicted model, not a curated record
ACAGGGACCAAUGCCUGCUACAUGGAAGAGAUGCGGAACGUGGGCACUGUGGAGGGGGACCAGGGCCGCAUGUGCAUCAACAUGGAGUGGGGGGCCUUCGGGGACAACGGCUGCCUGGAUGACAUCUUCACCAUCUUUGACCAGCUGGUGGAUGAGAAAACAGUCAACGCGGGCAAGCAGAGGUUUGAGAAGCUUAUCAGCGGCAUGUACCUGGGUGAGAUCGUGCGCCACAUCCUACUGUCACUGGUGGAGAAACAGCUCCUGUUCUGCGGCAAGCCCUGCCCCAAGCUCCAGACCAGGGACAUCUUCCAGACCAAGUUCCUCUCCACCAUUGAGAUCGAUGGGCUGGCCCUGCGGCAGGUACGAGCCAUCCUGCAGGACCUGGAGCUCCAGGCCAGCUUUGAGGACAGCACGCUGGUGCGGGAGGUGUGCCAGACCGUCUCCCUGCGGGCAGCCCAGCUCUGUGCUGCUGGCCUGGCUGCUGUGGUGGAGAAGAUGCGGGAGAACCGGGGCCUGGACCAGCUGUCUGUUACUGUGGGGGUAGACGGCACCUUGUACAAGAUGCACCCGCA